AGUAGACAGGAAAUGCAGCCGUAAAUGCAUUUACGACAACAAACGAAUACGAUUUACGGCAAUAUCAUGGCGGCUUACGGACAGAGUUUUGAAAGUACAAAUAAUAUUGAAGCAAGGAAGGAAUUUAAACGUAAAGCCAGAGAGCAGGUUCUAUGUGAGGCCAAGGAGAAGUAUGAGAGGGAGGAGAAGAGGAAGGAGCUGAAGCGGGCGAGGGGCGAGGACACCUGGAUGCUCCCGGAGGUGGACCGGCGGCUGCAGCAGCUAGACCAGGAGCAUUCGGGUAAAAGCAAGAAGAAGAAAGAGAAAAAGUCUAAAAAGAGUAAAAAAGAGAAGAAGAAAAAAGAUAAGAAGGAAAAGAAGUCAGCAAAGGAAGAUGAUUCCAGCGACAGCUCUGAGGACCUGGAGGGUGAGUGGGUGGAGGCUCCGGCUCACCCGGACGUCUCCCAGAAAGCCUGGAAGAUCCAGGACGAGAAGAACCCGUCCACCGCCAGCCCAACGAGCGCCAGCAAGCGAGAUGAAUGGAUGACCUUUGACUUCCUGGCCAUGAAAACCACUUCUACGGAAGAGCGGAGGGCCGAGAAGGAGAAGCAGAAGGAGGCGGAGCGGGAGAAGGCCCGGUGCAUCGAGGAGGCCGGCCUGCACAAGCUGGAGCUCAACCCCUUCUGGAAGGACGGAGGGACGGGCCUGCCCCCACAGGAGAGCGCCGUGGCCCCCAUUAAAAAAGCGGCGGUGGUGGACGACGGGGGUCUAAGCUGGCUCAGGAAGUCUUAUCAGCGCAUGAGGGAGCAGGCCGAGAGAGAACAGCGCAGUCUGGAGGCUGUGGUAGCAGAGAGAUAUGGGUCCAUGGAGCAGUUCCAGAAGAGGCUGCAGGAGGCAGAAAAUGCGGCGUUCGGGCGGAGGAACGCGCAGAGGGAGUUUGGUGGAGACAGGUGGAGGCGAGGGGGCCCCCAGGGACCCCAGAGGAGUUUCGGCGGGGACGCGGAGGCCUCCCCUCCCGGCGGCGAACACGCGGAGCGGGAGCGGGGACGGGCCGACGGGCGGGGAGCGCGCAGAGACGGGCACGUGGACAGGGGGCGGGACUCCCGUUACCACAGAGGGGGCGACAGGUUCAGGGACGGCCGGCCAGAGGACUCUGAGAGGGGACGCAGGGAGGAUCGUGGGCGGAGUCACGAGGAUCCCCCACGCAGAGAGAGCCCUCACAGGGGGCGGAGUCACGAUGAUCCCCCACGCAGAGAGAGCCCUCACAGGGGGCGGAGUCACGAUGAUCCCCCACGCAGAGAGAGCCCUCACAGGGCGGAGUCACGAGGAUCCCACGCAGAGAGCCCUUACAGGGGCGGAGUCAAGAUGAUCCCCCAUUCAGAGAGAGCCCUCACAGGGGGCGGAGUCACGAUGAUCCCCCACGCAGAGAGCCCUCACAGGGGGCGGAGUCACGAUGAUCCCCCACGCAGAGAGAGCCCUCACAGGGGGCGGAGUCACGAUGAUCCCCCACGCAGAGAGAGCCCUCACAGGGGGCGGAGUCACGAUGAUCCCCCACGCAGAGAGAGCCCUCACAGGGGGCGGAGUCGUGAGGAUGCCCCACGCAGAGAGAGUCCACAAGGGGUCCAGAGACGCGACAGAUCUCCCCCGGCCCUCGGGUCCCUGAGGGCCAAGUUCCUGAAGCCCACCGCGAUCGAGGAGGACACGUGGACCGGUUGGGCCCGGAAAAGCGAAGCCGCCCCCACGUCGGCCUCCUCGGGGUUCCUCCGACCCAGCGACGACGACGGGGAGGCGAAGCUGAGUGGAGCUCCGGCCUGGAAGAAGCCCAGCUUCAGAGAGCCAGAUCCAGAGGGGGCCCCGGAGCGAGCUCCCCAACCUGAGCUCAAACACUGCAGAGGGGGGCACACCUCGCCCCAGCAGCAGCCAGACAGGGAGGCUAACACUGCCCUGCAGGAGAGGCACAGCCACAGCCACAGGUCCACAGCCACGCCUCCCAGAAGCUCUUCUGGCCCCGCCCAAGCCUCAGAAAGUGAGGAGGAGGAGGAGGAUGUCCAGAUCCUCAGCGAUGAAGAGAUGAACAAAUUAGGGGCGAAGCUGGUGAAGGCCGAGCUGAUGGGAAACACGGCGCUGGUGGAGAAGCUGAAGGCACAGCUGGAGUCGGCCCGGAAAGCCAAGGAGAGCAGAGCUCAGAAGGGCCCUGCCUCAGUUCCAAACAGCAAGGUUUCGGGACGCGUGGAGGAAGACCAGGAAGUGGUUCUCUUCAGGACGGACCAAGCUGGCCGGGCGUGGCCCGUCAAUGCCCCGUCGGAACCUCUGGAGCCCAGAGGAGGGCGCAGGAAGAAGAAGGCGAUGGAGACACACCGGGACGGGGAGCGCGUGCGCUACUUCCAGGACGACGACGGGACGGACCUGCGGGAGAUGGUGCGGAGGGAGAAGAUGACCACCAGCGAGGACCAAAACGCCCUCUACUCCCGCAUGGCGGCCAAGAUGAUGGGGAAGCAGGACGGGGAUAACUACACCCUGGACGACAUGUUUGUGUCCAGCGCGGCCCAGAGGGAGCGCUCGGGCCAGGAGGAGGAGCGCCAGAGGAGCAGGGCCAUCCAGGAGCACCAGCGCUGGGCCUCCUGCAUGCAGAAGUGCCCCUACUGCUUCGACAGCCCCGAGCUGCCCAAGCACCUCGUCAUCGCCAUCGGAGCCAAGGUGUACCUGUGCCUGCCGAACUGUGUGUCCCUGGCUGAGGGCCACUGCCUGAUCGCCCCCCUGCACCACCACUGUGCCGCCACCGGCCUGGACGAGGACGUGUGGGCCGAGAUUCAGAUGUUCCGCAAGGCCUUGGUGAAGAUGUUCCAGGACCAGGACCAGGACUGCGUGUUCCUGGAGACGCACAGGAACCCAAAGAACCGCCGGCACAUGGUGUAUGAGUGCAUUCCCCUGCCCAGAGAGCUGGGUGACAUGGCGCCCAUCUACUUCAAGAAAGCUCUGAUGGAGUCCGAUGAGGAAUGGGCCAUGAACAAGAAGGUGGUGGACCUCUCCUCCAGAGACAUUCGUCGAGCCAUUCCCAAGGGUCUUCCUUACUUCUCUGUGGAUUUUGGGCUUCAAGGUGGUUUUGCUCACGUCAUAGAGAACGAGCAGAAGUUCCCUCAUUAUUUCGGAAAGGAGAUUAUCGGGGGAAUGCUGGACCUGGAGCCCAGGCGAUGGCGGAAGCCAAUUCGAGAGAACUUUGAUGACCAGCGGAAGAAGGUUCUGGAGUUUGCCCAGUGGUGGAAGCCCUUUGACUGCACUAAGGCAGACAGCUGAUGCGCUGGGACACUGCUCUUAACUCGUCCUCUUUGUCUUUAUUUUGUAAAUGUUGGGAUACUGAUAGAUGCACAUCAAACGUAAAAGUAUUGCCGUAAUAUUUUAAAAUGACGUUCAUGGUGUUUAAAAAAAGUAAUAAAAAGCUGAACACA
This is a messenger RNA of Anguilla rostrata (American eel), 3425 nucleotides long. RefSeq names its product CWF19 like cell cycle control factor 2 (gene cwf19l2). Lineage: Eukaryota; Metazoa; Chordata; Actinopteri; Anguilliformes; Anguillidae. Gene Ontology annotation, biological process: mRNA splicing, via spliceosome. The record is from RefSeq and is a predicted model, not a curated record. Gene Ontology annotation, cellular component: post-mRNA release spliceosomal complex.